AGCGUGGCAUCAAAUGUGUGUAAGCAAGGGUUGUGUUCAGCAGAACGUUCUGUGCCGGUGAUUUCCCCCUUGGACUGGAGCUUUCUCAUUCCAGAGAACUGCAGUUGUUUGAGCUGCCCUAGCAAGGAAAAACCCCGAGUUUCCCUCUGACAGUAUGGAAUGCUAGCUUGGAGCUCAUCUGACACACUUGAGGAGGAACCUGUGACAUUCCAGCUUUAGAUGUCUCAAUGGAUAUGUGGAGCUACUUCCAUACUUGCCUGGUGUCCAUAUGGCUGCACAGAUUUUACAUCUAUUCUGCUAUUGCUUUUGGGAUCAGCCUUUGGAUUGUCAUUCAUUUCACCACCACCAGAACCAAAAGGAAGGGUGAGAAAUCCCAUGAGAAAUCCUCUUCCCCCGAGGGAACAUCAGACAAAAUGGGAAAUGGAUGUGCCCCCCGUCAGGUGCAGAGGGUCCAUGUUGCUGGAGUGAAGAUUUUCUAUGGCUCUCAGACUGGCACAGCAAAGAGAUUUGCCAAAGCUCUGGCUGAAGCUGUUACUUCCCUUAAUUUGCCUGUGGAAGUCAUUAACAUGGGAGACUAUGAUCCAGAAGAUGGGUUAGUAGAGGAGACAAGCAGCAGGAACAUCUGUGUGUUCCUGGUGGCCACCUACACCGAGGGGCAGCCUCCGGAGAGCGCAGCCUGGUUCUGCAAGUGGCUGGAAGAGGCAGCCAAUGACUUCCGUGUUGGGAAAAGCUUCCUGCAGGGCCUGAGAUAUGCUGUGUUCGGGCUGGGGAACUCGGACUAUGUGGAUCACUACAACACAGUUGGAAGGAGGAUGGACAGGUGGCUGUGGAUGCUCAGUGCCAGCAGGAUCAUGGCUCGGGCUGAGGGGGACAGCAAUGUGGCCCGGAGCAAGCACGGCAGCAUUGAGGCUGACUUUGAGGCCUGGAAAACCAAAUUCCUCAUUCGACUCCAGGCGCUCUGCAGAGGGGAAAAGAAGCCCUGCAGGGGGAAGUGCAAGAAGGGAAAGUGCAAAUCUUCAGGGAAGCAGAGCAAGGAAAGCUGGGACCAUGACCAUGGGACGUCAGAACAGGACAAUACUGAGGCAGAGGAAUUGUUUGAAACCAGUAGUGAGGAGGAAACUGGAAGUACAGAUUCCGUCAUUGAUGUUGAAGAUCUUGGCAAUAUCAUGGGCCGCAUGAAGAAAGCAAAGAGAGAGCAGGAGCUGCAGGAAGGAGCUGCUGGAGCAGAGAGGAGAGAGAUGAUCACCCCGGCCCUGAGGGAGGCACUCACUAAACAAGGUUAUAAACUCAUUGGGAGCCAUUCUGGGGUGAAGCUCUGCCGAUGGACAAAGUCGAUGCUGCGGGGCCGUGGGGGCUGCUACAAGCACACCUUCUAUGGCAUUGAGAGCCAUCGCUGCAUGGAGGCCACCCCCAGCCUGGCCUGUGCCAACAAGUGUGUCUUCUGCUGGAGACACCACACGAACCCUGUGGGCACCGAGUGGCGGUGGAAGAUGGACCAGCCUGAAGUGAUCCUGCAGGAGGCCCUCGAGAAGCACCAGAACAUGAUCAGGCAGUUCAAAGGCGUGUCAGGAGUGAAGGCAGCUCGGCUGGAGGAAGCUCUGGCAGUGAAGCACUGUGCCCUGUCCCUGGUGGGGGAGCCCAUCAUGUACCCACACAUCAACCACUUCGUGAGGCUCCUGCACCAGCACGGCAUCUCCACCUUCCUGGUCACCAAUGCCCAGUUCCCUGAUGAGAUCAGGAGGCUGGAGCCUGUGACCCAGCUCUACGUCAGUGUGGAUGCCAGCACCAAGGAGAGCCUGAGGAGGAUUGACAGACCCCUCUUCAAGGACUUCUGGCAGAGGUUUCUAGACAGCUUAAAGGCCUUAGCUGAAAAGCAACAGCGCACAGUUUAUAGGCUGACCCUGGUGAAAGCUUGGAACGUGGAUGAACUCAAAGCUUAUGCUGACCUGAUAUCCCUUGGGAAACCAGACUUCAUUGAGGUCAAGGGUGUGACCUACUGCGGAGAGAGCUCUGCCAGCAGCCUGACCAUGGCCAACGUGCCAUGGCACGGGGAGGUGGUGAGCUUUGUGCAGGAGCUGGCGCGGCUGCUCCCGGAGUACGGCAUCGCCUGCGAGCACGAGCACUCCAACUGCCUGCUGCUGGCCCACAGCAAGUUCCAGGUGGAUGGCGAGUGGAGGACCUGGAUCGACUACGGCCGUUUCCAGGAGCUGGUCAGGGAGCACGAGCGCAGCGGCGGCUCCAGGACCUUCACAGCAGCUGAGUACACAGCCAGGACUCCUCCCUGGGCCCUCUUUGGGGCCAGAGAACGGGGAUUCGACCCCUUGGAUGUGAGAUUCCAGCGGAAGAACAAGGCACGGGACACCUCGGGGUGCUGAGGGCUGGGCUCCUGCACCCUGGGCUUCCCAGGACUCCCAUUUCAGGCUGACACUCGUUUUGGAUCCACCCACCUGGAUUAUCCUGAUGUUUGGGAAGGGGGUCCAGCCUGGAUUUUACCCUUCCCUCCUGUUUUUAGGGCUUCCUGGAUGAAAAUACUGAUAAUGUUCUUCUCUUGAGAUAAAUCAGAACUGGUUCAGCAGCGGGGGUGGGGGGUGGGCAGUGCUGGGAUCUCCUCAGUGGGGAAUGUUUGGAGUGGGACAUGGGGCCAGAGGGUUCCUUGGACUCCUGUGUAAGGAGAGACUGGCAGCAAAACAUUCCACAUCCCCAAGGAAAAAUGCCAGGGGAUUUCAGCCCCACAAGGUUGGAUCAGGGCCACAGCCAGACCUGGAUCCACAAGCUGAUCUCUGCUGGGAGCAUCAUUUUAGGGACUUUGUUCAGGUUCAGGUAUUUUACACACUGGUGCCAUUUCCUGUAAAAACCCCAUUCCCAAGAAGCCAAACGUUGGGAAUGGUGUAACAGCACCCCUAUGGAUAACCACCUGCAGCUUCUGAUACCUCUCCAAGUGUCUUCAAACCUCAUGGCUUUGGGAAUGAGGUUUAGGAGCAGUGUUAUCCCACUCCCAGCAGCCCUAUACACCAGCUCCCGACCGUCAGAGCCCUGCUGGGCUCCAGCUGGGUGUGCCUGGUGCUGUAGAUGGAGCAGCCCUGACAUGGGGGUUCCAUUGCUUUUUAAAAACAGCCUCUUUUCUUAAGCUGUACAGAGUUUCUAAAGCAGAAGGAAAAUAAAGGAGUUUUUCCUAGA
Messenger RNA from Pyrgilauda ruficollis (rufous-necked snowfinch), 3177 nucleotides. Its product is annotated as S-adenosyl-L-methionine-dependent tRNA 4-demethylwyosine synthase TYW1-like. The transcript is spliced from 17 exons. The record is from RefSeq and is a predicted model, not a curated record. NCBI's taxonomy places the organism in Eukaryota, Metazoa, Chordata, Aves, Passeriformes, Passeridae. Gene Ontology annotation, molecular function: FMN binding; 4 iron, 4 sulfur cluster binding; catalytic activity. Gene Ontology annotation, biological process: wybutosine biosynthetic process. The coding region runs from base 228 to 2375 and encodes 715 amino acids.